UGGCAGACCUUGCGGUGACCACAAGCAGAACCAGUCCAGGGCACAUUCGCCCGCCCACAGAUGAAGCUGCGGCCGCGCUUCAAGGCGCACGAGCUGCAGGUCCUCGGACCUCAGCCGCGGCCGUUUUGGGCACGCUGGCGCCAGGCGUUUGUGGGGAAAGCGUUCGGACAGCUGGGCCUGCCGAGUGGCGAUGCCAACUUGGUAGCACGGUGCCUGGUGGAGGCAGACCUGCGUGGCCAAGCUGGCCACGGAAUCCAGCGGCUGCCAAUGUAUGCGGGCCGCAUUCGGGCUGGUGUUGUCAAGCCGAGGUCCUCGUGCAGCGUGCACGGCGACGACGGCAUGGGGUUCGUGGUGGCCACCAGGGCCAUGGACGAGGCGAUCCAGAUUGCCAGAGACCAAGGAGUUGGCCUGGCCGGUGUUCGGCGAUCCACGCAUUUCGGCUGCUCCUCGCAUUACGUCAUGCAGGCCUUGGAAGCUGACAUGCUGAGCUUCGUUUUCACCAACUCCUCCCCGGCGCUGCCACCUUUUGGAGGUGCCAGGGCGCUGCUGGGUGCCAGUCCCUUUGCCGCCGGGGUGCCUGGCACGCAGCCUGUGGUGCUGGACAUGUCCACCACGGUCAUCGCGCGGGGGAAACUGCGGCUCAUGUCGCAGCGCGGCGAAGAGAUCCCCGAAGGCGUGGGCCUGGACAAAGAAGGCCGCCCCACUCGGGAUGGAAUGGAGGCCUUUCAUGGCGUCACGCUGCCCUUUGGCGGCGCCAAGGGCGCCGCCAUCUCGCUGCUGAUGGACCUGCUGAGUGGCCUCUUCACCGGCGCGGCUUUUGGCGGCCGGGUGCGGUCUCUCUACAACGACACUGAUGGAGCUCAGGACGUGGGGCAUUUCCUCCUUUGCAUGCGGCCAGACCUGUUCUUGCCCUCCACAGAGGCCUUCAAGGAGCGCAUGGAUGAGAUGGCGGCCAUCCUGAAGAGUCAACCCUGCGCCGAGGGUGUGGAGGAGGUCCUUUUGCCUGGCGAGCCGGAGACGCGCUCCGAGCGCCAGCUGCGCGUGGAGGGCGUGCCGCUUCAGGAGGAUGUGGUCGCCUCUCUGCGUGAGGAGGGCUCGAAGCUGGGCCUUGAGUUUCCGGCACCACUUUGAUGUACAAAGCUUGGCGCACCUGUGCGGAGCAAGGACAAAGUGCCUUUUCCCUCAGCGG
Molecule: messenger RNA, 1189 nt
Organism: Effrenium voratum
Lineage: Eukaryota; Dinophyceae; Suessiales; Symbiodiniaceae
Source: the annotation of a GenBank genome assembly